Messenger RNA from Dentiscutata erythropus, 252 nucleotides. The record is from the annotation of a GenBank genome assembly. NCBI's taxonomy places the organism in Eukaryota, Fungi, Glomeromycota, Glomeromycetes, Diversisporales, Gigasporaceae.
AUGCUACUUGGUUUCGUUGCUGGUGCCAUCAUUGGUGUCGCAGUUGGUGUCGUUGCUGUCGUCACUGGAGCUAUCGUUGAAGUCGUUAUUGAGUUGUUGGGGUUUGGGGUUUGGGUUGUUGAUGUUUCUCUUUUGGAUAAGUGCGUUUCAGAUCUGUCUUUCAUUAUAGAGUAUGAUUUUGUUGCUUGGUCUAGAGGUAUGAUUUCAUUACUUGGUCUAGAGUAUGAUUUUGUCGUUUGGUCUAGGGUAUAA